GUUAAUGAAGUUAUUAUUGUUGUUUAUCAGCGAGAGUCUGAUGGCGGAGAAGUUAAUGAAAACACUCAAACGAACCCGUCGAGUUUCCCCACAAUAACACGCACCUCGCUGUUUAGGGACGUUAUGUUAAACAGAAGUAUUACCCCGAAACACAUGUUCGCGCGGGGGGUAAUACACUCAUGGAGGAGGCGAGAACAACGCGCAGACGGGGUUGCAAGAGACUCGAGCCGCCGGACGCGAGCAUGAAGCGGGACGUCAGUAAAGUCCUGCGGCCGCUGCCUGUGGAGAACAACGACGAAGAUGAGCUUAUAAAGCAGGAGUACUGUUUCUCCAUGGGCUUCAGCAAGAAACCAGCAAGAGUGCCUCGGUACAGUCUGUUACGGGAGGUGGGUCGCGGUAGCUACGGUGUGGUGUACGAGGCUGUCGCCCGCAGCUCCGGCGCACGUGUGGCCGUGAAGAAGCUCCGCUGUGACGCGCCCGAGACCGUGGAGCUGGCGCUGGCCGAGUUCUGGGCCCUCGCCAGCCUGGAGAAACGGCAUGAAAAUGUGGUUCAUCUGGAGGAGUGCGUGCUGCAGAGAGACGGGAUGGCACAGAAAAUGAACCACGGCAACCAGAAAUGCAAACAGUAUUUGAGAUUGGUGGAAACCUCUCUGAAAGGUGAGCGUAUCUUGGGUCACUCUGAACAACCCUCUUAUCUCUGGUUCGUUAUGGAGUUCUGCGACGGUGGCGACCUCAACCAGUACAUCCUCUCCAGACGGCCCGACCCACGGACCAACCAGAGUUUCAUGAAGCAGCUGACCAGCGCUGUGGCCUUCCUCCAUAAGAACAACAUCGUCCACCGCGACCUCAAACCAGACAACAUUCUCAUCUCGCAGAAAUCCGGGACCCCCGUCGUUAAAGUGGCCGACUUUGGCCUAAGCAAGGUGUGCGCGGGACUCGGCUGCUUCGAUGAUGCGAGUCACGAGCAGGUAAACAAAAACACUGUGAAUGUCAACAAAUUCUGGUUAUCGUCAGCGUGCGGCUCAGACUUCUUCAUGGCUCCUGAGGUGUGGGAGGGCCACUACACGGCCAAAGCGGACAUUUUUGCGUUGGGUAUCAUCAUUUGGGCCAUGAUCGAACGAAUCACGUUCAUUGAUGCAGAUUCCAAACGUGAGCUCCUUGGCACCUAUGUUCGCCAGGGCGCUGAGAUCAUCCCGGUUGGCGAGGCCUUGCUGGAAAACCCGAAGAUGGUUCUCCACAUUCCUCAGAGGACCCGUAGCGUGAUGUCAGAGGGCGUCAAGCGACUCCUGCAGGACAUGCUGGCUGUCAACCCACAGGACCGGCCCGACGCCUUUCAGCUGGAGGUCAGAAUGAACCAGGUCACACGUGCGGCGUGAGCAGAAGUAACAGGCCGACUUAAUCGCACAACAAUAUAUCAGGUUUCGUGAGCAUUAAAAUACGGAAGUGCACGCUUAUGAGAAUAUCUAAAGGGACGUGGACCUUUAAACUCUCAAUCUGGUGAUUCUCAUGGAAAAAGGUGAAACGUAAAGACUUCUCUGUAGCAAAGAGACAUGACAUGGAAAAGCUAUGCAGGCUUCUUUUCUCUUACACAUCUUUAUGACUUCUGCAAUAUAUUCCUCAUAUAAACAUCUUCCAAAGAAACCUCACAUAUUCUUAAGAUAUGUUUACCUGCCAAUGUCUAACUCUCUUGUGUUGUCUGAUGUGGCAUCCACAUUUUUUGGAACAGACGUUGCACUAUGUCUUCAUACAAACAUAUCCUGUGAAAACUACCUACUGCCCCCGUAACAGAUAGUUUGUGAACUAGAUCUCUCAAACAAAACUGAGAAGGAAAUUAUAAUAAAGCUUGUGUAAAUGAAGACAUAAGUAUGUUAAGUACAUUAAUGUGAAUAUGUGGGUGACCCUGUCUCUAGAAAUGCGGAGUUAUUUUCAAUCCAGCGUUGGGUCAAAAAGGGACAAACCCAAAUGUCGGGUUAAAAUAACCAGGAAAAUGUUUAGAUUUGACCCAACAAUGGAAACAGACAAACCAACAUUAUGUUUUAAUUACAACCCAACGCUUGGAAUUGUUCCUUUUAGACCCAACGCUGGGCUGAAAAUAACACACUUUUUUUUGAGUGUAUGUGUGAAUGUUUGUGAUGUGAACAAUCGGCACCUCUUUCUGAUAAACACAUUGUGCCUUAGAUUUUUUUUAAGGCUGUGGGCUGUAUGUUUUUUUUUUAAGAUUUUAUGCAUGAUUUUACCUAAAGAGUUUUAUUUCUUUGGCUGUUUAAAGGUUUUUCAAACAGUCUAUUUGUAUUCUUAAAAAAUUCAAAGUUAUAUGUAAGAGUUUAAUGCAACGUGUGAAAAAUGUGUCAUUCAAAAAAACCGUGUUGUUUUCAAACAUUUAGCCAUCAAACAUGCACAAACAGUAUCAUGUACAAGACACAAAAACAUCAAUUCAUAUCGAUUUUUUAUCAGCAAUGCUUUUACUUUAGAUGAAUUUAGACAUACAUUUUUCAACACUGUUAAUAUUGUUUUUUAUCAAAGCAAACAACUUCUAUCAUGUGCAAUGUCACUUUUCACUACAGUCUUCAGAAUAUUUCUGAAUUAGAGAUUUACAUUAGCAUUUAGUCAUUUAGCAGACGGUUUUUCCAAAGCGACAUACAAAUGAGGUAAACAAAGUAAUUGGAACAACAAAAAGCAUAAGUGCAAUAAAACUGGUCCUAUAUAGCCUACCACAGUAUACAAAGCUAAGGAUUUUUGGGGGGGAUAGAAAGAGGGAUCCAUGUGACAGAAGGAUGUGAUAUUUACAAUCUGUGUCCAAGUCUAAAAUCUUGAGGAUUUUUUUCUUGUUGGCCGUUUAAACUCUUGUUUUGACAUGAGAUGUCAACAGCUGCAAUCUGUAAAUUUGCACUCUAUAUUGCAAUAUAUAUUUAAAACAAAAUUGCCUUUCACUUUACAUGUGUUAAAGUUAAAUGAUGUCAAAAUUGAUAUUUCCUGCAAAAUCGGACCCGCCGGCUUAAAUUAAAUCAUCAUUAUAAACUCACAAUUGUGAAUUGGGCAAAGUUUUUAACACUGUUUUAUCUAGUUGCUUAUUGAUAGAUUUGUGUUCAUUUUUAACAAAUGACCGAUUGCAGCUUUCCUUUUUAUACCAUGUAUUGCAUAGCUCUGUUUCUGUGCAUCAUUGAGUUAAUGUUACACUGUACAGUACUGUUUUGAGUUGCUGUUUAACACACACUACGUUACAAGAUAUUUAAGACUCAUGCAGAUUUCUAGACAUGACCUGUUCUCUUCAGAUCCAGAUCUGUGUUCAUCUAUGAUGAAUUAAUGGUUUAAUUGUUACACUCAUUUAAAUGGUGACCAUGUUCAUGCUCAUUGUUUGUCGACAAACAGCUGAAACAUCAGCGAGACAUCAGACUGUUCUGUGUUUGGUUUAUAGUGUCUCUACCUCAUUUUCACCAUCGCUUUCAUGUCACGUUUUAAUGUUAAGUUUAUUCACUUGAGGUUUGCGUAUAUUCAGUGACUGUUUUUAGCAAUAGUUCUGUUUUACAUAACUUUGUAUUUCACACUUUGUGUUAGAAAUGCAUGGAGUUCAGUUCAUUAUUGCAGUAAAGCCGAUGAGGCUACACAUUUAUCUUAUAUUCUGUUGUCUUGUCAGGGGUGGAGCUCGGUAGUUCAAGCAGUUCCUGAUAUACCUUAUCUUUUCGAGUCACAAUCCAUAGUUCUGAAAAUUUGUGUUUGUGUUCCCAUCUGUCACAAGAAAUGUGUAUUGCACAUUUAGAAACUUGCCUCAAAAGUACCAAAAAACCUGUGACAUGUUUGCCAUUUAUGCAUUUCCACUGUAAAAUGUUUGCAGGUCAAACUUAUGCAAUUUAACAGUUCUGUAGAAAACUCGCCUAACAGAAUGAAUCACUACAAACACACCAAACAGUCGUCUUUCUACUAAAACAUUUCUCCUUGUCAAUGUACUAUUUUUGGUUUUGAUGCUAUGAGCCAUGUUUUUGAAACCCUAAAUGUAGAAACUUAUUUUCUUGAAUAAAGGAAUACAAAUUUUGAGUUAUA
Triplophysa dalaica is the source of this 4038-nucleotide messenger RNA. It is a transcript of the gene stk35, whose product is annotated as serine/threonine kinase 35. The coding region runs from base 180 to 1376 and encodes 398 amino acids. The transcript is spliced from 3 exons. The record is from RefSeq and is a predicted model, not a curated record. NCBI's taxonomy places the organism in Eukaryota, Metazoa, Chordata, Actinopteri, Cypriniformes, Nemacheilidae. Gene Ontology annotation, biological process: peptidyl-serine phosphorylation; autophagy; protein autophosphorylation. Gene Ontology annotation, cellular component: cytoplasm; autophagosome. Gene Ontology annotation, molecular function: ATP binding; protein serine/threonine kinase activity.